This is a messenger RNA of Colletotrichum gloeosporioides, 312 nucleotides long. RefSeq lists its product as uncharacterized. Bases 1 to 312 code for a protein of 103 amino acids. The record is from RefSeq and is a predicted model, not a curated record. Lineage: Eukaryota; Fungi; Ascomycota; Sordariomycetes; Glomerellales; Glomerellaceae. The transcript has a single exon.
AUGAAGUUCACCACCAUCACCGCCGUGCUUCUCAGCAGCAUCCUGUCUACCACAGCAGCUCUUGAACCUGCUGUCAACGGCAACAGCUUCCAUGAACGCAGAGUUCAGGAAAUCGAAGAUCGACAAGUCGCCGGAGCAAUGGAGACUCAGAACUUGAUUGAAGCCGAGAGCAUCCUCAACUCGGCUCGCUCCUCUUCGGUCGGCAAAAUCCGUGGACGCCGACUCCGUGAGGCUCAGGAGCAACAGUGCUCCAAGCAGCCUGCCACUGAAAUGGUCGUAGGCCCGGCGGCUGAGAGCUAUAUAAUACAGUAG